AUGUUAUGUAAUAAAUUCUACCGAUAUUCAUUUCAAUUAUCAUCUUUUGUUCGUUAUCAAACAAAUAUAGCAAAUGAUAAUCAAAAUUCUAAAUCAUCAACAGAAAAAAAAGUUCAUGAUCAAUAUUUAUCAAAUAUUACUGUUACAUCCUUUUAUUGUCAAACUGCUAUUGAACAAUUUGCACUUAAACAAUCAACUCGUCUUUCACCAUUAACAAUGAUGUACAUUGGAAAAACUGAGGAUGGUGGACAUCUAUUACGUUCAGCUCAAUAUUUACAUAAAGAUUUACCUAUACGUUUUGCACAUCGUAUUAAUGAUUUUCGAAAUUUACCAUUUGUUGUUGCAUGUAAUCCACUUCUAUUAGAAUUGCAUGAACGUUUUAUUAAAAUUUUUCAUACACUUCAUUCAUUUCCAUCGAUUAAAACACUUGAACAUGAAAAACAUUUUACAGAAUUAUUACAAAAUACACUUACUUGUAGUUCAGAUACAUUACCAUUAUUAGCUGAAGGUUUUCGUAAAUCUAAACAGCAUAUCAAACAAGAAAUGUUUGUACGAAAUUUUCUUGAUCGUGCACUUACAUCUCGUUUAGCUAUUAAAAUGUUAAUUGAACAUCACAUUGAAUUACGAAACGAUAAACCUAAUCAUAUUGGUGUUAUUUGUAUGAGUUUUUCACCAAAAAAGCUUAUUGAAGCAUCAGCUGAAUAUGCUCAGGAAGUAUGUCGGGCGACAUAUGGUAUUGCACCGGAUGUUACAAUUGAUGGACAUGUGAAUAGUUCUUUUCCUUAUAUAACAACGCCACUUAGUUAUAUUGUACCUGAAAUGCUUAAAAAUGCAUUUAGAGUAAGAGAUCGUGGUGGUGGUAUGCCAGGAUCUUUACUUAAUAAAAUACAUGAUUAUCAUUUUUCAUCAAAUAAUGUAUCUAAUGAAUCAUCAUUAUUAUCCUAUACUGAUUUUGAUAAUCAUUUAUAUGAUCAACUUACAAAAAGAAAUAGUCAACAUAGAAUGAGCGGAUAUGGUUUUGGUGUACCAACAUCACGCGCUUAUUGUGAAUAUUUAAAUGGUUCAUUAACAUUUGAAACAAUGUAUGGUAUCGGCACUGAUGUUUACAUACGUGUUGGACUUUUAACAUCAGAAAAUCGUAUUGUGCGUUUAUAA
Messenger RNA from Rotaria sp. Silwood1, 1155 nucleotides. The record is from the annotation of a GenBank genome assembly. Lineage: Eukaryota; Metazoa; Rotifera; Eurotatoria; Philodinida; Philodinidae.